AUGCCUUUCUCCCACCACUCCCAUUCAGGCCAGUUCUGCGGGCAUGCAGCGAACACUCUGGAAGAAGUUGUCCAGACCGCGAUAAGCAAAAGAGUCUCAACGUUCUGCUUGACGGAACAUAUCCCGAGAGAGGAAAUCGACUUCUACCCUGAAGAGGAGAAAGUUCACACGCAAGCAAGCCUCACGCAACUGUUCGAUGACUACUACCACGAAGCUCGACGUCUGCAAAAGACGUACGCAGAUCAGAUCCAAAUCUUGAUCGGCUUUGAAGGCGAAUGGAUCCGGCCGGGCUCGCUGGGUAUCAUCCAGGACAUCUUGGAGAAGUAUCCUGUGGACCUCUUCGUAGGUAGCGUGCACCAUGUACACACCGUGCCCAUCGACUUCGACACGCCGAUGUAUCACCAAGCCCGCGAGAUCGCCGGAGGUACCGACGAGGAUAUCUUCGGCGACUACUUCGACUCGCAGUUCGAAAUGCUCACCGCACUGAGGCCGCCGCUGGUGGGACACUUUGAUCUCAUUCGAUUGAAGGGCGAUGAGCCAGACCGAAGCUUUCGGACUUGGCCGAGGAUCUGGGAGAAGAUCGAGCGGAAUUUGAACUUCAUCGCAGGCUAUGGUGGAGUGCUGGAGUUGAAUACAAGCAGUCUGAGAAAGGGCAUGAGCGAAGCGUAUCCUCAAAGUGAGAUCUGUAAAGAGUUCAGGAAAAUGGGCGGACGCUUCACCUUGUCGGACGACAGCCACGGGGUUGAGCAAGUGGCACUCAGCUAUAACCGAGCUUGGAGCAACAAUGUACUACGAGCGGGUAUCACCGAGCUGUAUCAUCUCGAGCCCACCACAGACGAGUCAAAACUUCACGACAAGCGGUUCCCGAACGUUUACUGGAAAAGUACUCCUGUCGCCGAGCUGGAAGCACAUGCAUUCUUCAAGCCUUGA
Messenger RNA from Zymoseptoria tritici IPO323, 930 nucleotides. RefSeq lists its product as uncharacterized. Gene Ontology annotation, biological process: L-histidine biosynthetic process. NCBI's taxonomy places the organism in Eukaryota, Fungi, Ascomycota, Dothideomycetes, Mycosphaerellales, Mycosphaerellaceae. The transcript is spliced from 2 exons. The coding region runs from base 1 to 930 and encodes 309 amino acids. Gene Ontology annotation, cellular component: cytoplasm. The record is from RefSeq and is a predicted model, not a curated record. Gene Ontology annotation, molecular function: histidinol-phosphatase activity.